This is a messenger RNA of Homalodisca vitripennis (glassy-winged sharpshooter), 573 nucleotides long. RefSeq lists its product as uncharacterized. Bases 1 to 573 code for a protein of 190 amino acids. NCBI's taxonomy places the organism in Eukaryota, Metazoa, Arthropoda, Insecta, Hemiptera, Cicadellidae. The transcript is spliced from 3 exons. The record is from RefSeq and is a predicted model, not a curated record.
AUGGCACACUGUACCAGAUACGGCGGUUAUCGGAAGAUAACAGAAUCGCGCAACUUCGAGCGUGCCUGCUGCAUGGAUGGGAGACCGCUGAGCUGUCCUGUCGUUGCAAGCAGUCCACCUUCCCAGCCAUUGGAAAUGAUGUUUAAGAAACUCAUCUGUUUCUGCCUGCUAGUAACGAUAGUUCGCACCGACUUAACGGACGAGAUCUCCAGCUCCAUAGACACAACUCCCACAACAUCCAACAGUGUGGUCAAAAAUUUAGAAGGAUUAAAGAAAGAUGGAGCAAACCCUAAGCAUAAUGGAAUUUCUCCUCGCUCUUCGGACUCGCUUUUCGGAAUUGGGAUCGGUGCAAAUCUCCUAGACGUGCAUGCAGGUGCAGGUAUAGGUCAUGGCCGUGGAGGAUAUGGUGAUAUGGGCCAAGGGUUUGUUGGCAAACCUGCGGGAGGCAAUUAUCCACAACAACCCCGGUAUCCGCAAUUCCCAUGGUAUCCACAACAUCCACGGUACCCUGGAUCCAUGGAACCACGAAUGCUCUUCUACCCAGAUUACCCUCCGGAUUAUGUACGCUUGUAG